CUGUCUAAAUAACUGCGUUUUGUGAGGUAUGUCGCAUUCUCAUUUUGCAAUGUUCUAUUCUCCCUUGUUUGAGGUGACUGAUAGCAUUUUCUGGUCAAAUAGAUUUUAGUUGUUACUUGGCAGGCAAACUUCAUUUCGGAUUUAAUUUGACAAAAUUAGGAUUAUUGGUUGGUACCAUAUUACUUAAAGUCGUCGUAACAGCUGUAUGUGCAUACAGACAGUGUUUCAUGGCCUUAGUUAACACUCAAAGUUAACACAAGGCUCACUUAUUAGAAAUUGCCAUUGUGCUUGAUAGUCAAGAGGUAACUAAACAUACAAGGUUCCAUUUCUAGAGGUUCGGACAUACGCGUGUGUUUAAACAAUUUUCUUUCGAAUGAAUUCUGUUAUCACUAUUAGUUCUUUGGGAAUAAAUUGUAUUUAACACAUUAUGGAUGGAAACACUAGUAGUCUCUCCAUCCUAUCAGAUAAAUAUGCUUUCCUAAAUCCGACUGAGGACCAAUUUGUGCACUUAAAAACCUGUCUAGAAACAGAAUUAGAAAAUGGUCAGGGUGAAUGCUUUUUGGAAUUGGGUGUUGGAGAUGCACAAUGUCCUGGUCUCACUCUACAAGAAAUGGAUCAAUGCGUAUGUACAGCCGAUCGACUUGCUGAAUGUUUAUCCUCUCAUUUAAUUCAUUUACGUGAUCGAUGGAUAACAUCUGGAUCUGGAGCAACAGUUUCAACGACAACUGCAAAUACAACAACAACAACAACUACACCAACAAAGCCGUCAACUGUUUCAAAUAAUCAUACCUCACCAAGAGGUAAAAUCAAUAAUGAUGUAAAUAUGAAUGAUGAUCAUGAUGUUGUUGAAAAUCGUCGGUUGAAAAAAGAUAAAGAAGAAAACAGUACAAAGUCGAAGAAUAUUGCGUCUAGUCAACAGUCAUCAAGUGAAGAGGUGAAUACCGCUGCUCCGUCUUCUGUGGUUAGCAGUACUAAUACCGCAACAACAGGUGGUUGUCUAGUUAAAGAAUAUCUCUUGAGGAAGAAAACUGCCUCAGAUGACUUUGUAGAUGUUCGUGUGGCGGUUGUAGGUAAUGUUGAUGCAGGGAAAUCUACACUACUUGGUGUAUUAACACAUGGUGAAUUGGAUAAUGGUCGUGGUUUGGCACGUCUACGUCUACUACGUCAUAAACAUGAAGCUGAAACUGGACGUACUAGUUCAGUGGCACAUGAUAUACUUGGCUUUAAUUCUGUUGGUCAAGUGGUUAAUAAACCAAUGCAUGGUCAUUUAAAUUGGUCUGAGAUAUGCGAAGCUUCAGCUAAAGUGAUCACAUUCAUUGAUCUAGCUGGUCAUGAACGAUACUUAAAGACAACUAUCUUCGGUAUGACUGGACAUGCUCCCGAUUAUGUAAUGUUUAUGGUUGGUGCAAAUGCAGGUGUUAUUGGUAUGGCUAAAGAACACUUGGGUUUAGCACUGGCUCUUUGUGUACCAGUAUUUGUUGUUGUCACAAAAAUUGACAUGUGUCCACCGAAUGUACUACACGAGACAAUGAAUUUAUUAUUUCGUAUAUUGAAAUCACCUGGUUGUAGAAAGAUACCAGCGUUGAUAUCUUCAACUGAUGACGUGAUUUGUUGUGCAACAAAUUUCACCUCAGAACGUAUGUGUCCAAUAUUCCCUGUUUCAAAUGUCAAUGGAACAAAUUUAGACUUAUUGAAAUUAUUUCUCAAUCUCUUACCAUCACGUUCUGAGCCACGAUUGAAUGAACCAGCACAUUUUCAAGUAGAUGAAAUAUUUUCAGUUCAAGGUGUUGGUACAGUGAUAUCUGGCACUUGCCUGUCUGGUGUUAUACGCUUGAAUGAUACCCUAUUACUUGGUCCAGAUUUAUCCGGGCAAUUUAAUCCUGUAUCAAUUAAAAGUAUUCAACGGAAACGUUUAUCAGUGAAUUAUGUUCGUGGUGGUCAGACGGCGUCGUUUGCUUUGAAGAAGUUACGACGUAAUCAAGUCAGAAAGGGUAUGGUGUUAUUGGCUCCAGAAUUGAAACCGAAAGCGUGUAUUGAAUUCAUUGCUGAAGUAUUGAUAUUACAUCAUCCAACUACUAUAUCUGUUGGUUAUCAAGCUAUGGUACACGCUGGUCCUGUACGUCAAACAGCUACUAUAUUAAAGCUGAAUACACAUGAACGUCUGCGUACUGGAGAUAAAGAUAUGGUUGUUUUUCGAUUUAUCAAGUGUCCAGAAUUCUUGUACACAGGUCUACGCUUAAUAUUUCGUGAAGGGAAAACAAAAGCUGUGGGUACGGUCAAAGAACUUGUCCCGUAUACAGCUCCAAUUCAACAAAAUCCACGUACACGAAUAUUCCGAAAGUAUCCUUUCAAAGCAACCCAACCAACCGGUACAACAGAGGAUACAAAAAUUCAGUCUACAGUCAGUAGUAGUAGUGCAUCAACUGCUAAAUCCUCAGAACAGACUAAUUCAACUAAUCAUGAGUUUCCUAGUACUCCAGUAUCUGAUUUAUUGAGUAAUAAUACUUCCUCGUCUUCUCAUGCUUCAAAACAACGUAAACAUCAUCGUACACGUAAAGAGAUAUCGAAUGAUACAACUUCAAGUGGCGGCGGUGGUGGUACUGGUACUCAACAAUCCGCUAAAUCAAAUUAGUAGCAGCACUAGAUUUAGUAGUAGUCACAGCAGCCCUUCUCUCUGCAGUUAUGCAUAUAUUAUAAUGUUCAUCUAUCUUGAAGGAGUAUUCUACACACAAGCCUUCAGUGUAAAACGAUAACUCUUCCACCGCUCGGUUCUUCUUCUUUCUUGAGGCUUUGUAUACUACUAAGCUGGAUGUGUAUGUGUGUGUAGCAGGUUGUGGAUAUCCUCCGCACCCCUCCAACUCCAUUGCAGUUGUUAUGCAUAAACACAUAUAUUUGUUUACUUUUUGAAUUAACUACUUAUAAUCAAUUAAAGUAGUUUAUUUCUGUUCACUUCAAUUGUUGUGUUGAAUCAUUCAGCGAUGUUAACACAUCAACUGCUUUCUUCUUGGUUAGUUCAUUUCGUUUUACUUUUCAUUUCUGUUGGUCUGCUUUAAAUCAUUGUUAAAAUUACCUGGUUAUGUCAUUAUUAAACAUGUGUAUCUUUAUUUUCUUUUGAUACUCGAAAUUUUGUUUUUGUCAUUGUUCUGACUCCUCACAUAACUACUUGGUUUGCUCACAUGUUUCUGUGUGUGUGUCUGUCUGUCUGUCUGUCUGCCGUUUACAUGAGCAUGCACAAUGUUUACAAACAGACUUUUUGUUGUUUCAUCUUUCCCCCUGCCAAGUUAAUAAUAAUUAAUAAUAUUGCCUUUUUGCUGUACCGCGAAAAAGGAAGUUAUAUCUACCGUCACCCCCCCCCCCUUUGUGUGUGUGUAAUUGUUUGUGUACAUAUGUAAAGAAUUGGAAUAUUCUUGCAUUAUAUAUAUAUAUAUAUUUGAGAAAAUAAUAAUAAAUAUACAUAUGAACAUCCUAGAAUGCUUCACGAUCUAUGGAUCUGUGAUAGGAUAUUUGUUUUGUU
Trichobilharzia szidati is the source of this 3514-nucleotide messenger RNA. The record is from the annotation of a GenBank genome assembly. Lineage: Eukaryota; Metazoa; Platyhelminthes; Trematoda; Strigeidida; Schistosomatidae.